ACAAAGGUAAAAUCACUGUGCUCGCUUUCUUCUGUAAAACAAAAGCGAAAAGGUAUGAAAGCUUUUUGCCGUUUGCUUGAUUACAAAGAAUACGAAUACAGUAGCCGAGAAAUCGAGCAAAGUAGCAGUUUCUUACUUGAUUCCAACAUCAAAGAAUUUUGAGCGACUACAUAACCAUGCAUUUUGAAGACGGAAAAAAAAUCAGAAAUCGAGAAUCAAUCACACAAAUUUGAACCCUAGAAAUGGGCGGAAUUCUUGACGGUGUUGCCGGAAAUCUGAUCGGAAGGAUCAUUGAAGCCGCCAGCCGACCGGAGUUUCGUCAUAUCCGACGCGAACUAAGAAAUCUCGAAACGAAUGUGUCGAAUCUCAAGCCCGGACUCAGAGACGCCGAGGAGAAGCAGGCAAACGAUGGGAAACUCUAUGGUCUGCUUAAUCAACUCAUGAACGAAUUUUCAAAGGCCGAUGAUCUCCUUAACGAAUUGGAAUGCGAAUAUUUGAAGUGGAGAGGGCAGAAUCAAAAGAACGACGUUGACGAAAAGGGAUGCCAGUUCUCUUCUUGUUUCUCGUCCAAUUUCUUCGUUCCUUCAACUAAAACUACCGAUAAAAUGAACGGAAUCACAAAGGCCUUAGAUACGAUUGCGGAAACCAUGUCUGAAUUCUCUCUGAUUGAAGAUGAAAAUAAACACAUCAAACGUUUGAAGAGUGAAAUGACUCUGCUGACCUCCAUUACUGGUUCGCAAGCUUUCUCUAGGCUUCUGCAUUUGAAGAAAGAGGCGAUUCUCUCUAAUAAUGUCGACUCCAUUAUUGGUAGAGAUGAAGCAAAAAAGAGUAUCAUUGAUGAACUACUGAAGGAUGAAGACGAUAAACAAAAAUCUCGGCGUAUUCUCUCAAUUCAUGGAGAUGGAGGGAUGGGAAAGACGACUCUGGCCAGGUUAGUCUACAAUGACCACAAAGUGUUUGAUCAUUUUGACAAGAGAAUGUGGGUAUGUGUUUCUGAAGAUUAUGAUGUUCAGAGAAUCACUUCCCUCUAA
Molecule: messenger RNA, 1031 nt
Organism: Cucurbita pepo subsp. pepo (vegetable marrow)
Lineage: Eukaryota; Viridiplantae; Streptophyta; Magnoliopsida; Cucurbitales; Cucurbitaceae
Source: RefSeq, a predicted model, not a curated record